Messenger RNA from Exophiala aquamarina CBS 119918, 1488 nucleotides. RefSeq lists its product as uncharacterized. The record is from RefSeq and is a predicted model, not a curated record. Gene Ontology annotation, molecular function: transmembrane transporter activity. NCBI's taxonomy places the organism in Eukaryota, Fungi, Ascomycota, Eurotiomycetes, Chaetothyriales, Herpotrichiellaceae. Gene Ontology annotation, cellular component: membrane. The transcript is spliced from 6 exons. Gene Ontology annotation, biological process: transmembrane transport. Bases 1 to 1488 code for a protein of 495 amino acids.
AUGGGCGCUGCACCAGAGGUUGAGGUUCCCAUUGAGAACCCCACCAAAGAGAACAAUGUUGAGAUGGUAGAGUCGGGCUCAACCAGCUCACACGAAAUAGGCUACGAUAAGAAGGCCACGGCGAAGUUGAUCAGAAAGAUCGAUUGGGUCCUGCUUCCAUUCCUGGCUUUGCUCUACCUGCUUUCGUUCCUUGACCGAACGAACAUUGGGAACGCUCGUCUUGCCGGCCUUGAGAAGAGCCUCGGCAUGAGCGGAUUGGAUUAUAAUGUUGCACUUGCCAUAUUUUUCCCCUUCUACGUCGCCGUUGAGCCAAUCUCCAACUUGAUGUUGAAGAAGACACGCCCUUCUCUAUGGAUUCCCUCAAUCAUGGUCGCAUGGGGCGUUUGCACCACAUUAAUGGGUUUGGUGCACAACUACGGUGGCCUCCUCGCAGCUCGUGCCGCUCUCGGUAUUGCAGAGGGUGGUUUGUUCCCAGGUGUCACCUACUACAUCACACUCUGGUACCGACGUCAUGAAUGUGGUCUCCGAAUGGCCAUCUUCUUCUCAGCAGCCACCGCAGCCGGAGCUUUCGGCGGUCUGUUGGCACGAGGUAUUGUAGAGAUGGACGGAGUUGGGGGCAGGCCCGGUUGGGCCUGGAUCUUCAUCCUGGAGGGUCUAAUUACAUUCGGCGUUGCAAUCUUGGCAUUCUGGGUGAUGCAUGACUAUCCCUCCACCGCCAAAUUCCUCACCCCAGAGGAGAGGACCGAAGUCACUCGCCGUCUUGAACACGACCGCAGCUCCCUUGCAGAUGAGUUUGAUCUGAAAUACUUCUGGCACGCUGUCAAGGACUGGAAGAUCUGGGUCCAUAUGUUCAUCACCAUCGGAAUCUACACUCCUCUAUAUUCCUACUCCCUCUUCCUGCCAACAAUUGUCAAGACCCUUGGAUACACCAACAAUACCGCCCAACUGAUGACUGUCCCACCUUACAUCGUGGCUUGUUUCUGCUGUAUCACCGGCGGCUGGGCUGCCGACAGACUGAAGACUCGAGGCAUCUUCAUGAUCGGCUUCAGCCUUGUGGCAAUCAUUGGUCUUGUUAUGUUGAUCUCUACGCAAAACCCUCAUGUCAAAUAUGCAGGUUGUUUCUUCUUCGCCAUGGGAAUCUACCCCAACGUCCCCCAGGGUGUUGCUUGGAACGGCAACAACAUCGGUGGAAGCGUUAAGCGCGGUGUCGGCAUUGCCAUGCACGUCGGCUUUGGCAACCUUGGAGGUGCUAUUUCUGGAUUCAUCUAUUUGAGCAAGGACUCCCCAAAGUUUACCCCCGGCCACGCCAUCCUGAUCGGACUGAUUACCAUGAGCACCUGCCUCCAAAUUUUCAUGACCAUCUAUCUCCGCCGCGAGAAUGCCCGCCGCGAUGCCGAAUACAAGUCCCCAGACCAAUACACUUCACAAGACAGAGAUGCCGAGAGAGAGAAGGGCGACAACGCCACCUUCUUCCGUUAUACCGUUUAA